GGAUUAGUGAAAAGGCAAUUGACGAGCGAUAUGUCACAAACACUUUUUCUUUACCAUUUCCUUGCCCUCUCCCUUCUUUUCACUUCGGCUUCGGCAACCAUUGCAGCUGGAGCCGCCGCCGCCGCCGCCGCCGCCGCAGACACCGACUUCAUCAGAACGGCUUGCAACACAACCACAUAUCCCACCCUCUGCAUCACCUCUCUCUCGAGCCGCGCCGCAUUCAUCGGCGCCGACCCGCAGCUCCUAGCCCACGCCGCCCUCAGCGUCACCCUCCGAACCGCCCGGUCAACGGCCGCCGCGAUGGUCAAGAUGGCCAGGCGCCACGGCUUGGCGCGCCGAGAGAUCGGCGCCAUGAGUGACUGCAUCGAGGAACUCAGCGACACGGUGGACGAACUCAGGGACUCUCUCGGCGAGAUGAAGGAUCUCGGUGGCCGCCGCCACCGCCGGGACUUCAAUCGGAAGAUGAGCGACAUCGAGACUUGGGUCAGCGCCGCCCUGACGGACGAAGACACCUGCACGGAGGGGUUCGCCGGAAAUGGAUCUAACGGCGGCGUUAAGAUCGCCGUGCGGGGUCGGAUUCUGAAUGUUGCCCAUCUCACCAGCAAUGCGUUGGCUUUGGUCGAUCACUUGGCUGAAGAACGACACGGUUAAAUAUAUAUCUAUUUAGAUAUUACAAUCUCUAGAUUUCAGCUUGGUUUGCUUAUUAUUAGUAUAUGAAGAAGUAGUGGAGGCAUCCUUGCUCUAUGCCUUCAUCAAUGGCGGAUAAUUCCUCUGUUUUAAGUUAAAAACCGAUAACUCUCCGGUUGAGUAAGUCCGGCGGGUUACAAGCCCAUUAUAGUGCUCAUUAUAUGUAUAUCAUAGUCUGUAGAAUAAUGGGUGGAGUAACAAAAUGAGUGUUUAUAAAUUAUAACUCUGGUUUCAAUUUCGUCAAAGGUUACGGUGUCUGGCAACACCAUAAAU
Messenger RNA from Cuscuta epithymum, 960 nucleotides. The record is from the annotation of a GenBank genome assembly. Lineage: Eukaryota; Viridiplantae; Streptophyta; Magnoliopsida; Solanales; Convolvulaceae.